Molecule: messenger RNA, 1848 nt
Organism: Lodderomyces jiufengensis
Lineage: Eukaryota; Fungi; Ascomycota; Pichiomycetes; Serinales; Debaryomycetaceae
Gene: MNN2
Product: Mnn2p
Exons: 1
Coding region: 1-1848 (615 amino acids)
Biological process (GO): mannan biosynthetic process
Cellular component (GO): Golgi apparatus
Molecular function (GO): alpha-1,2-mannosyltransferase activity
Source: RefSeq, a predicted model, not a curated record
AUGACAUUAAAAUAUAGAUUAAGGCUACUAUUAGUUGUCGUGAUAUUUCUAAUAGGUAUCCAUCUUAUAUACACCAAAACCAUCACAACUAAUAAUUUUCAAAAUAUACUAGAUAAUUCAAUUAUAAAUAAUUUAUCACAACAACAACAAUCAUCACAACAACAAAAUCAAAGAAUAAAACCAAUACCUGGACAACAAAUAGAUCCAACUAAAAAACCUCAACAACAAGAACAAUUAAAAUCUGACUUUAAAAAAAACCCAAAGAUUCAAGAUUUUACUAUAUUUUUUGACAAUUUGGAGAAAUACUCGAUUGAUCAACCAUCAAUUAAAGAUAAAUAUAAAACAGUUCAUGCAGAAGAAUUAUUUUCAUCUAAUGACGAUUUCUUGUUUAACAAGGAAUACUUGGAAAAUGUAUUAGAUAUACCCGAGGCAACUUAUGAUGAAUUAAAAUCCAAACAUUCACAAUAUGUAAAUAAAAGAAUACCUGAAUUAUUAGAGAAAGGAAUAUCGACAUUUGGUAAUCAAGUACCACAAAAUAAAGAAGAAUGGGAUAAUUAUCAUGGAUCAUCAGGUUAUGUUUUAGUGGGAGGUGGAAAAUAUAGUUGGUUAUCCUUUUUGGUGAUCAAGCAACUAAGAGAAGUUGGAUCAAAAUUACCAAUUGAAUUAUUUUUAUCGUCAAAAGAUGAAUAUGAAGAAAAAUUUUGUAAACAUUUGGAAGCUAAAUAUAAUGCAAAAUGUAAUGUAUUUAAUAAAAAAUUAUCAGAUAACUUAUUCAAAAGAUUUAAAAUUGGAGGGUACCAGUAUAAAAUGUUGGCAUUAUUAAGUUCAAAAUUUGAAAAUGUAUUAUAUUUAGAUUCUGACAAUUUCCCAACUACAAAUAUGGAUUACAUAUUUGAUACAGAUUUAUAUAAAAGAAAUCAGUUAUUAUUAUGGCCAGAUGCAUGGGCAAGAACUACUAAUCCAAAAUUUUAUGAUAUUGCCAACGUUGAAAUAAAAGAAAAUAAAUUAAGAUAUUCACAAUAUGAUAUAAAACAAGCUGGUGGUAAAGAAAAAUUAAGACCCUUAACAAGCUAUUCAUUUGAAAAUUCUUGGUUCCAUGAUUUCGAAGGUACAUUACCUGAUCCAACAUCAGAAACAGGAGUAUUUAUAAUAAACAAAACAACUCAUUUAAGAACAUUAUUAUUGGCAUUGUACUAUAAUGUAUUUGGACCAGAUUUUUAUUAUCCAUUAUUAACUCAAGGUUCAGCAGGUGAAGGAGAUAAAGAAACUUUUAUAGCUGCUGCUCAUGUGAUGAAAGAACCUUGGCAUCAAACUUUAAAACAAUUUUUAUGGACUGGAUAUGUAUCAAAAACAGAUAACAAAUUCACUGCUAAAGCUUUAGGUCAUUAUGAUCCUAUAAAGGCAAAAGAAGUUUCUGAAAAAUUAGAAUCUGGGGGAGAUGAUUCAUUAAGUGAUGAAGAAAAAAAAGUAAAUGUUGUAUUUAUGCAUUUAUCAUACCCUAAAUUUUAUCCAAAUUGGUUAGUAGAUAAUCAUAAUUUAAUCUAUAAAGAUACUGCUGAUCAUAUAAGAAUGUACGAAAUGGUAAAUGAAAACAUUGGAUAUGAUUUUGAUUUAAGAAUGUUACAGUUUUUCACAGAAGCAAUUUGUCCAAAUUAUUAUGGUGAUGAUGGAUUAGCUACUGAUAAUGAUGUUAUAUUAGAUAAACAUAAUACUUAUAUGGGAGAUUAUUUGAAGUAUAUUAAAGAUGAUGAGGAAAAUAAUAUUAAAAGAUGUAAUGAUGUAUUUUUACCACAUUUACGUUGGUUAAAAGAGACUAAAAAGAAUUAUGGACCUCAAGAAGUUUGGUGA